Mytilus californianus (California mussel) is the source of this 9485-nucleotide messenger RNA. Its product is annotated as soluble calcium-activated nucleotidase 1-like. Gene Ontology annotation, molecular function: GDP phosphatase activity; calcium ion binding; UDP phosphatase activity. The transcript has 3 exons. NCBI's taxonomy places the organism in Eukaryota, Metazoa, Mollusca, Bivalvia, Mytilida, Mytilidae. The record is from RefSeq and is a predicted model, not a curated record. Gene Ontology annotation, biological process: proteoglycan biosynthetic process. The coding region runs from base 85 to 1236 and encodes 383 amino acids.
UAUGGACAUCUUUUAGCCACGUCGGAUAGAGGUGUUUAAAAAAACAUUAAAAUUUAGGAAUGAACACUCAUCAGAUGGAUCAAAAUGCUAUCAAGUCCGUCAACUGUGCAUGAUUGGAUGCAAGCAAUACGUCGACCGACACCAUAUAGAGUUGGAAACGCCAAACUUCAUUUGAAAACCAGAACAGUUGCAUACUUCAUGCUGUUCACUGUUGCCUUUUUAAUCUUAAUUGUCAACAUUUUACCACAAAAUAGUUCUAAGGAAAAAUGUGACUGUUCAGUAGCAUAUGAUAACAGAUAUCCUCUUUCAAAACCCUACAUUACUGAGAAUGGGCUUACUUACAAAAUUGCCAUGGUCACAGAUUUAGAUACAGAAUCGAAAAGUAAAAAGAAAGAGAAUACCUGGCUAAGUUAUUUACAGACAGGAAAUUUAACCUUAAAAAGUGACCAUAGUAAAGUUACAGUUGUACUGGAUAAAAAACCAGUAACUCUGACUUCAAGUUUGUCUCAGGGUGGUCGAGGAAUGGAGUUGUCUGAGCUCGUGGUAUAUAAUGGAAAUCUCUAUUCUGUUGAUGAUAGAACUGGUAUAAUUUAUUUCAUUAAAAACAAUGCUGUUUAUCCAUGGGUUUUACUAGUGGAUGGCAAUGGAACAAGUCAUAAGGGAUUUAAGUGUGAAUGGGCAACAGUAAAACAUGGAAGGUUAUAUGUAGGUGGACUGGGUAAAGAGUGGACAUCUGCUGAAGGCAAGGUUCUUAACACCAAUCCACAAUGGGUGAAGUCAAUAGGACCAAAGGGGGAUGUAGAACACAUUGAUUGGAAACAUGUUUAUAACAAAAUCAGAAAAGUUUCUGGCUAUUCUUAUCCAGGUUACAUGAUUCAUGAAUCUGGGAUGUGGAGUGAUGUCCAUCAGCGCUGGUUUUUUCUUCCUCGUCGAGCCAGUGAACAAUCAUAUGAUGAAACAGCUGAUGAAAGUAGAGCUACAAACAUUUUAUUGUCGGCUAAUGAAGAUUUUACAGACGUAAAUUUCAAAUAUAUAGGAAAGAAACAGCUAACAAAAGGUUAUUCAUCAUUUAGAUUUAUUCCAUGGACAGACGAUAAAUUGAUAGUAGCACUGAAAUCUCAGGAGGUUUCAGGAAAAUUAGCCUCAUAUAUGACAGUUUUUACACUUACAGGUGAAAUUUUAUUACCUGAUAUAAAAAUAGGUGAUGUAAAAUAUGAAGGGAUAGAAUUUGUAUAGUAUUGUUCAUAAUUAGAUUCAUCUUUUUUUAAAUGAAAAGAUAGUACAUUUAAACCAAAUAACAAUAACACAUUGUAUAUUCACGUAUAAUGUGAUUGUAUUUCAUUCAAAUAUCCGACCAGAUAUUCAUCAAAACCAUUUAAUUUUUGUUAGUGAUAUUCUUUAGCUGCAUCUACAUUGUAUUUUUUUAUCACACAUUUUAGUCAGUUGUGGUAGUACACAAUGUAGUUGCAUGAAAGCAGCAUUAUAAAACUUUAAGUUAAAUGGCGAACUUAUAGAAUAUGUGUUUUGUGUUUUGACAUAUGAGCAUGUGCCACAGGUGGUUCUACUCAUUUGACAUGUUAAGAAGACAUCAACAACCUUUUUUAAAAUAAGAGCCAAAAAUAAGCAUGUACAAAAUAAACAAAAAGCAAGGAGGGGUUAUGGGUGGGGAAUGACGGAAUUUAAGUUCCACUUGAUGUUAUCUAGUCUUAAAUAACAAAUCUAAAUCUCAUAGGCUUUUAGAAGAUUGAUCUUUACAAUUAACAUUUGUUGCAUUUGAUGUUUUGACAAGAAUUUUUGUCAUUCUGAACUGAAAUUGGUAAGUCAAGAGAGCAUUGCACAUGGUAAUAAUCCUAAUAUAAAAAAAACAGUAAAGAGCUAUUUUGAUAUUUAUCAGUCCAAUAUAUUAACUGUGAUAGUUCUGCUGUAGUUAAAGGUUAUGUGAAAUUUUAGUUUUAUGAUAAAUAUUUUUUAAACACUGUUUUGAGUGCUGUUUAAGCCUUGUACAAAUCCUUUUUAGUUAAAGAAUGUAUAUUAUAUGACUGCAUUGGUCAUACUAGAUUUACUCUCCAUAAAACAGUAGAGGAAAUGGUAAUAUAUUUUUCGUAAAAAAAAAUGAAACAUAUACAGCAAAAUGUAAUCUAUGUUUAAGUCUUAAAAAACAAUUAGCAUUUUGCUACUUUUAAUUUUAGUAAAAGAAACAUGUUAUUGACAUUAUUUUUCUUACUAUUAUAUUACAAUACCAAUCUAAUUGAAAUCAAAUCUCUGCACUCACUCAUUUUUUAUUUAAAAAAUGAGCGGGUGCGGAGAUUUAAUUUUAAUUAGAUUGAUUACAAUAGAAAAAUAUACAUGUUCAUGAAAAUGUUAAGUAGCAGUAAUAAUAAUUUUAAGUUUAAUUGUCUCAUGGCAUGUUGAGGCAUUAUUUUUGCCAUUUAUUUAACUGAAAUUUGUGUAAUAGUUUAGAAUAACUAUCUAGCAUUAGAGUGCUUUAUUUUUGCAAGAAUACUCGAGACAUAUGUGUAUAUAAAUAUGUGGUACAUGCAUAUGUACAUGUAGAAUUUGAGUACGAUAAUUAUGUAAUUAAUAUGGUAGUAAAAAAAUUUCAUUUUGAGGUGCAAGUACAUUAUGUGUUUCUUACCUUUUAAUUUAUUAGGUUUUAAUGAUAUUACAUCAAGGUUUUCAUUAUUUUUUGUGUGUAAUUUGACAGAUCAAUAGCCCCAAAAUGUUCUAUCUUUUAUGAUUUUUUUUUUUUUUAGAUUUCAGUUUAAUGCAAAUUAUACCAUGCUUUAAUUAAGUGAACUAUUGUUAGGCUUAAAUAUAUUUUUAUAAAUGGAUUCAAAUAACAAGUUAGAAAAAAAUUGUCUGAAUUUUUAAUUGUUUUCAAUUGUUUGUUAACUUAUGUGGUAAAAUAUAUUUAACAUGUAUGACAUGGUAAUUGUUUGACUGAUAAAGAUGACACAUAACCUGGUGACAUCCCUAAUGUAUAAACAUGUACAGAUCAUGCAGUCUUUCCCAAGCAUUAUUUAUGAAGAAAGUUCCAUUUUACAUAGCAUGGUGUUCAGGGUGGUAAAAGUGCAAUAAAUUAAUGUGUAUCAUUUUUAUUGAAAUCCAUAUUUUUAUCACUAAAAGACAUGGCCAGUCUGGCUUGUUGACAUCACUUGGUACCAGUUGUAAACUUUAAAAAAAAAUUGUAAGAACUAUGAAGAUUUUUUUAAUGAUGUAUGAAAAAUAUUGCCACCAUGGUAUAUCACUGUUUGUUCUUAUGAUCACAUGAACUUAUAUGGAAGAAUAACCUCUAAAACAACUCAGCUAUCUAAUGAUAUAGCCAUUAGUGAUGACUAAUAUAGUUUGCAUUACUGGUACUUAGAUGGUAUCCUACAGUCCCUAGUUUUACAAAAGUGUUUGGUGAAUUUGUAUAAUAUAUACAUGUACUAUUUAUUUAAAUGUAAUAUUUUGAGACAUAUUUUUUUACGACAGUCUUUAUUGGUGCACAUUUAAAUUUUUAGUUCAUUAAAGUUGAUAAAACUUUGAUUCUUUUGUAAUUGAAAUUUUAUUAUCAGAUGCUACUUUUUUUUCAAUGUUUACUAAUGGCACAGGUUUAGAAAAAUCUUUAUGCAGUCCAUUUAAAAAAAAAUAAAUGCAGGUAAAUAAGCUCAUAUCUUCAUAGAUUAUUAAAUUAUUAAGAUUUGCAACACACAUGAAUGACUGUUUACUGUACAUGACUACACCGUAUAUAAUGUAUGAGUGUGACCAGGGUUUCUGGUAUUGGAGGGCACUUUCCUGAUUUAUGAAAAAAUAUAAUUGUGGUGAAAAAUAAUUCAUUUUGGAUCAAGAAAGUGGCACAAAAAUUUAGGAUCAUUUAGUUUUUAUUUAGAUGAUGAGACAUGAAAGGGAAAAAAAACAAGUAUCUAUUAUCAGCUGAUUGUAACCAUUUGUUGCCUUGAUAUGUACCAUUAAGAAAACUAAAUCAUUUCUAUGUUUCCUUACAAAACUAACAACUAUAUAUUGGAAUAUUAAUCACUCCAAAUAUCCAAGACCAAAAAGUCGAAAAAUAAUACAGAAUCCACAGUUAAGCUGCUUUACUGCCUAGUUAUUAAAUAGUGGAUCAAAAGAUUUUCAAGUGGCUAAAAAAUAUUGUGUUUCAGUUUGGCGAAAGUUUAGGCCACAAAAAUGUCUUACCCAGAGGAAACCCUGAAUGUGACUGACAGAAGAAGUUGCUAUAGAAGCAUCUAAUGAUUUCAUUUUAUUUGUACAUAUCAUUUGUGCAUGUAGAUGUUAUCACAUUUAUUAUACUUUCAUCAAUUCUGUAUCUAAGUGAGUCAUCUAUUUUAAUAUUAACUAUAUAGUCCCAUGGUUAGUUGUGAAACGACAUCAGUUACGUAAUUAUUUUUAUCACACAUUUAGUGUUUAUAUAUCAAUUUUGUCUGUGUUAAAUGGCCAGUAAUUAACAUGCUAUAUCAGGCCUGGUCCACUGUUUAGCUGUAUUUGUUUCAGCUCCUGCAAGUAUUAUCAUACUCAUCUGAUGAAAACACAAUAAGUUAAUCCAAACUGAUAUUCGUAUCAUGCCAUGCUUAUGGCGUCAUAAUAUGUCCAAGAUCCAUACUUCAUAUUUUCCAUUUUGUUCCAUUGGCAAAGGGAAUGUACAAAUUUCAGUAUGAUGAGAAAGAAUCUAAGACAGACAUUCUGUGUCGUUUAAAGUUAAUAGGUUAAAUAAAUUGUCAUUAAUGCCACUUGCACAGUAAAACAAAAAUAUAUUGGUUACAUUUGUUAAAAAUGAAAAUUUUUUACAUUUGAAAUAUAUAACAAAGAGACUGUGGGACACUGUUUUGCAUAACAAUAUAUACAAAGUGGAAUUUUGAGCCUUAAGCAUUUAUUUAUUAUUAUUGCCUUAUUUCAUCCAUCAUACUUGCUGUAGAUGUGUCAGUUUAUCGGCUUUUACAAAUGAAGUCUUUUCCCCAGUCAACAAUGAUGCUACAUCAGAUUCUUCAUAUUCUUCCAGCGAUGUUUUGCCAUCAUCGUCACUUUCGUCUGAAGAAUCCUCUGUUUCAGGAGUGCAUUUCCUCAUUUUAAAAAUCAUGUUUGUCAGCAAAAUUGAAGCUACUUGUGGCUAGCAUCCUUUUGAUAGCCAAUUUUAGACCAAGCCUUACACUAAGCUAUGCUAUUGUUUUAAAGUCAUGUUGUAACAAGUUUUAACUAAAAUCACUUUGAUCAUUCUGCUUAUUUGAAGUGGAAGCCUCAACUUUUGGUGAUGGGUUGCCAGACAAUUGCUUUUCAUCUUAUGUGCAUUUUUAGAAUUGAAUUGAAAAUAUAUACCGGUACUUAAAAUGUGUAGUGACUGAAAAUGUAUUCAUAUUUGAACGAAGUGUCAGCAUUUAUAAAUAUAUAAAACUGGGUCUGUAGAAAGAUAAUACAUGUAUUAAUCAUGAACAUAAUGUAGAGAAAUAAGGACACUUGUAAUCGCUUUAAAAUAAGAAGAACAAUUAAAUCAUUCUUAGGCACACACACCUCACAUGAUUUCAUUAUGAGAAAGAAAAUAGUGUACAUAUGUCUAAUAGGAUCAGUGGUCUCAGAUUUUGUUAUAUUUUACCUUUAGUUAUUUUAGUCAUUAGGAUAUUAAGUACUUACAUUCAUAAAGGUAUUUUUGUUUAGAAAAUGUCAGUGUUCUUGACUUUUCUUUCAAAAUUUGUACUAGAACACCUGUUAGGUAAAACUAUAUAGACAUUGAAGUAUAUCUUUGAAAAUAAUGGUUUUUAACAUUGAUUUUUAUGGCCUCUCCGACUUAGGUCAGGGACAUAUAGUUUUACCCUUAUCCAUCAUUCUGUCAUUCUUCAACAAACAGUUAUACAGACUUUUUUUUCUAAACGCCUUCAUAUAUUGAGCUGAUUUUUAGUAUGUGAGUCUUGUAUGAUGAGUUACAGAUCGAUUUAUUUUUGAUCACGCACCGCUGAUUUUUGCAGAAUUUAGGGGCUUUGGACUUUGAAAAUUUCAAAUCCUAAAAAAUGGUUUCAAGAUUUUUUUUUUGCGAGCUGGGCCAUUCGUGUUGAAAACUAGACAUGUCAUUCAGACACGUCUAGUUUUCAAUAGUUGUGAUUGCUUUCAUUAGAUAACUUUGUUCUGACAUUUAAAUGGAUGCAGAUUCUUGGAUAUUCACAUUACCUAAAGCUAAGUAAAUGAAUUUUUGUAAGCAAUUGUGUGAAGAAAAUUUAUUAAAUUACACACUGGCCAAACAGAACCUGUCAAAAAUAUAAUGGAAUACUUGUGUGGUGAUUAUGAUUUGUGCUGUGUAUUUAUCUUUUACUACAAAUUAACCUGUGUAAAACAUAAAAUUAUCAUGUGAUUAUCAUGUAAUUUUUGUCUCGCCUUGACGGAGUAAAAAAGCGAGACAUAGGUAUGCUGUUUCUAGCGUCGGCAGCGGGGGCGUCAACAAUGUAUAAGUUUGUCAUUAGGUCUAGUUUAUGGUGAACCACUAGUGGUAGGUCAAUGAUAUUUGGUAUGCAGUUGUAUUAGCAUUGGCACAUCUCAUAACCAUGAAGAUUAUUUGACCCCGCCCACUCAGUCAUGGUCUAUUGACUUUGAAACUUUUCUUAAUUAGUUUGUGAUUAGGUCAGUUUAUGGGGAACCAUUAGUGGUAGUUCAAUGAUAUUUUGUAUGCUGUUGUAUAAGCAUUGACAUAUCUCAUUUCCAUGAAGAUUUUUUGGCCCUGCCCCCUCAGUCAUGGUCUAUCGACUUUGAAACUUUGCUUAAUUUUCAUGUGUUAGUUUGUGAUUAGUUCAGUUUAAGAUAAACUACUAAUGUCAAUGAUAUUUAAGUUUCAUUUUUAUGGAGAGUAUAUAACCCCACCCCGUCAUUAUGGUUCAUUGACUUUGAAAUUUUUACAUAGUUUACAAGUUAAUGUUUGUGUUUAGGUUUGUUUAAACGGAAUGACUUAUGAAAAGUCAAUGGUAUUUGGUAUGUAGCUGUAUUAGCAUUGUCACAUCUCAUUGGAGAUUGUUUAGCCCUGUACCUUCAGUCAUGGUUAAUGACUUUGAAUAUUUGCAUAACUUACAUGUUAAAAUAUUGCUAUUUUAAUUUCAACAUUUGCAUUAUCAAAAUAACAAAUAGGCGAGACAUAUCUCUGUGUUAACAGUUUAUUAUACACUGUUGUCAAAGUACUACUUGUACUUCUGAGAUUCAUUUCAAGUAUAGUUUUUUAAUGGCCAUAAAACCAUUGUCUUUCAGCAAGUGCAAUAGACUGGUAACUUGAAGAUAGUUUUCUUGAGUAAUAAGUAAUUGCCCUCUUUGGCAGUUUGAAAUUCUGUUCUCAGCCUUAGUUAUUUCCCUUUUUGUAAGGGUUAAUAAUUAAUGAUAUUAGACAAGUUGAUGAUGAGGGUAUAAGAAAAAAUAAAAAUGGGCUCAUGGUGUGCCUGUUCCAAACAAUUGUUAAAAUGUUGAGUUUUUAUGCCCCACCGUAGGCAACGGGGGCAUUCAAUUUUACCCUUGACUGUCUUUCAGUCCAUUCGUCCCAUUUUCGUUUCCGCACUCUAACUUAAGUUUGCCUCAUUCAAAUUUUAUGAAACUAAUACACAAUGUUAAGAACCAAAACUCACAGACAGGGUUCGAAUUUAGGUAGUGAGUCACUUACUGUUCUAGAGUUAUGUGUCACCAAGGUCCCACAGAGCACUGUUAGAAAAGGGGGAGCUAACUCGUAUGUGCUGGAACCAAGGGACAGGGGGUCAGUCUAUCGCUAGACUUAAUGUUCUGAUAGGCAUAGCUAAAACGCAAGGAAGGUUUUCAUAAUUUAAUUAACGAUAACAAUUUAGAUGAAUGAUGAUAACAAUCAAUUAGUAAACAAUGCCAAAUAAUAAUAAUAAUUAAAGUACAAAGUAUCAAAUCUAAAUAUCAAAUCCAAAGUAAAACUAUUUCUCCUUACAAUGUAAAAUGUAAAAUAAAUGCCAAAACUACUAAAUCAUAAAAUGAACUUAAUCUCAAAAUCAAAAUGUAAAAGUCUCAAAAAUAAAAGAUUCUCAAAAGUAUUUUCCAAAGUUAAAUUAUGAGUCAGAGAUAAAUUUUGUCUCAACACUACACAGUCAACUGGUAGACUGGUAGACAGUCUUAUAGGUCCAGUAUCAUGACGUGAGUAGUGAGAGGUUACGCUUCCGAAACACUGACUGUUUUCUAAAAAAUUAUCAAAAAAUAAAAGGUGAGUCAAAAAUAACAUUUUUGUCUAAACACUACAAAGUCAACUGGUAGACUGAUCAACAGUCUUACAGAUCCAGUAUAGUAGACUUUAGCAGUGCAAGUUUAGGUUUCCGAAAGGUGACUGCUUUUCCUAAAUUUCACAACGCUAUUUAUACUAAAACCAAAAACUAAUCAACAUGACACAAUAUGUAAAUAGUACUCUCAUUAGCAAAAUAGAAUAUAAUUAAACAAAGCAAAAUCCCUUCAUGUUUUGAUAAAAACUUAAAAUAUCCUAGUGACAUGCUAAUUACAAUUAAUAUUUCAAAACAAAGUGCUUUGAGCAAACUGUGACAUUUCGAGUAUUAAUGCCACAGCAUAGGUAAAAAUCAAUUAAACCAAAAUUAAUUAAAAAUUUUACAAAAUACAAAUAUAAAUUUUUCUUUCUUAAAAUAAAACAUAUUUUUUAUCCAAAAUAACACUAACACAAAUAUAAGCCAAAUAACACACCAUGACAUAUGCCCUUUAUAACUGCGAAAAUUGCAUUUUUUUUGUUUCCGCACUCUAACUUAAGUUUUACUCAUCCAAAUUUUUAUGAAGCUCAUACACAAUGCUAAGAACCAGAACACGCAGACAGAGAGCAAAUUCAGGUUGGAAGUCAUUAACUGUUCUAGAGUUAUGCCCCUUUUUAACUUGGAAAAUUGCAAAGCUUGAGCGGGGGCAUUCAUGUCAUCAGAUACAUUCUUCUUUUAUCUAUAUACUAAUUUAAGUUAUCAUGAGAUAGUAUCUUUUUAAAUGAACAAUGUUCAUAGUUUUCACUGAAAUAUAUGACCUAAACUCAAAUCUACCGAGCCAAUAGAAAUAGAACAUAGGGGUAAGAUAAUAGAUUUUUUUGUCUUAAGUUAACAACUAUUUAGAAUUACCAGUAUCAGAGUAAAAUAUAUGAUAAGCUUAUUUUAAACACUCUUAUCAAAUAUAAAAUUAAUCUUGUUAUUGUAUUGGUGGGAUGCUGACAUUAUACCCAUCACUCUUAUUAUUCAUAUAUAAAAUCAUGCUAGUUCAGUAUUUUAAUAUAAUGCAGCUAGAUGGAGGGGUUGUUUUAAUGCUACAAUAUAACCUCAAGGUGUUUGUUAAAAUAAUUUGUUUUAUGUAAUAUUAAUCUCAGAAGAUGAGAGAUUUUAAUGUCAGAACAUGCCUUUGUUCCUUUUUAGUGUGAAUAAAACAUUUGUAUUUGGAUCUGAAAGAGUAUAAAUGUGAGAAUGUUAAUUGUUGUUAUAAAUUAUUUUGUAUGUUCUGUGAUAAAAAUUGAAUAAAAUUAUAUUUAAAACUUAAAA